This is a messenger RNA of Acanthosepion pharaonis, 558 nucleotides long. Lineage: Eukaryota; Metazoa; Mollusca; Cephalopoda; Sepiida; Sepiidae. The record is from the annotation of a GenBank genome assembly.
AUGGAAUCGACUGGAAUUCGAACUCGGCUCUCCGAUUCCUCACUCCAAGCCGCUAUCCAUUACGUGCCUCCUCCUCUCUCUCUCUCUCUCUCUCUCUCUCUCUCUCUAUCUAUCUAUCUAUCUAUCUAUAAAGAAAUAAUGGAUUCAAAAGACAAAAAAUUCUUUUCUUCUUCUUCUUCUUAUUCACAGCGGGUGGAAAAAAAUGGAUUCAAUGGUUUGAUAGACUUCUUCUUCUUCUUUUCUUCUUCUUCUUCUUCUUCUUCUUUCUUUUCUUCUUCUUCAAAGACAAAAAAAUUAAACUUCUUUAAAAAUAAAAAAAAGGAUUUCCACAAAACCUUCUUCUUCUUCUUCAAGUUGUUUGAUAAAGAAAUGGAUUCAAUGGUUAAAAUUGAAAACUCUUUAACUUCUUCUUUUUCUUCUUCUUCAGAAACAAGAAAAAAAAUCUUCUUCUUCUUCUUUUGGCGGGUGGAAAAAAUGGAAUCAAAGACAAAAAAUUCUUCUUCUUUAAAAAAUGGAUUAUCGACAAAAGAAAAAAAUAUGCCACAAUUUGUUUUCUAA